Molecule: messenger RNA, 1136 nt
Organism: Peromyscus eremicus (cactus mouse)
Lineage: Eukaryota; Metazoa; Chordata; Mammalia; Rodentia; Cricetidae
Gene: Psenen
Product: presenilin enhancer, gamma-secretase subunit
Exons: 4
Coding region: 698-1003 (101 amino acids)
Biological process (GO): Notch receptor processing
Cellular component (GO): gamma-secretase complex
Source: RefSeq, a predicted model, not a curated record
GGGUGAUGGGCAGCAGAUGAAGCGCGGGGAGGCAUGAAUCUGGGUCUCACCUGGCUGAAAGUCGGUUUGUUGUGAAGUCGGGAGCACCGGUCCCCGUGCCGGCAGGCCCCAAUCUUAAAGUAAAAAGAGCAGUUAACCCUGGAAGAGGUGCAAAGACAGAGGUAAACCGGGGGCCGGGAAGGCCGGGCAUCCCACGCACACUGCCCUGUCCGCCCAGCCCAUAGGGACCCGAGUGCCCCGGCUCCCUGAGAGGCCACUCCCUUCACCAUUCUCACUUGUCCUUCUCAGUCCCGAAUAUCGAAGCUAAAUAUUCAGCCAUUUUUACCCGAACACUCCAACGCUCCUGCUCCUUGCGUCACUUCCGUUGCUCAGGAGCGUUGGGAAGUGUAGUUUGUCCCUGCCCGUGCCGUGACUGCGCACGCGUGUUGGAGGCCAGCCUGCCUUUCCCCCGACGGUCGUGCGCAAGCUUCCUAGCAGCGCAUGCGUACAACGUAGCCUCCAGGGGAAAUUAAAAAAAAGAAGACUACAAACUCCAGAGAAACCUUCGGCGUCUCCCGCAAACGACCGCAGUUAAAAACUGCAAAGGAAUCCCGGGCAGAAGGGAUAAACUCCACUGGGGCGUGGUUGUUGGUGAGCUUGCGCCUGUCCUUUGGUCUGGGUCUGCAGACCCUUAGGACCACCGGGCUCCAGCGCAGCUAUGAACUUGGAGCGGGUGUCCAAUGAGGAGAAGUUGAACCUGUGCCGGAAGUACUAUCUCGGUGGAUUUGCAUUCCUGCCUUUUCUUUGGUUGGUCAAUAUUUUCUGGUUCUUCAGAGAGGCCUUCCUUGCCCCAGCCUACACAGAGCAGAGCCAAAUCAAAGGCUAUGUUUGGCGCUCAGCUGUGGGCUUCCUCUUCUGGGUAAUUAUUCUCACCACCUGGAUCACCAUCUUCCAGAUCUACCGGCCCCGCUGGGGUGCUCUUGGGGACUACCUCUCCUUCACCAUUCCCCUGGGCACUCCCUAACAACUCCACAAGCUGGUUGGUGAUCUUGUCUUUCUCCCAGGAUGGGCUUCUCUGCUCUAAGUUUUUUCUGAAACCCUGAGAACUGUCUGUCCCCCAUUUCCCAUCUGCCCCAAUAAAUGACCCUAACUUUAAA